AUGGAGUGGGAUAUUGCGAGUUUGUAUGCUAGACUUAGGUUAACGGCGAAGGAAUCUCAAGUGCUCGAGGCUGAAGAAGAGGAUAAUGGGCUCUCCCUGGAAAAACGAGCAAAGUGCAUCGCGUUUAGGGUUCUUGCCGAUCGGGAGGAUAUAGCGUUCAAUGAAGAGGUUUUUUGGGUCCAAUGCCAUGACCUACCCUUUGCCGGUAUGACGUAUAAAACGGGGAGUGCAAUAGGAGAGCGUCUUGGGAAGGUCUUGACAGUUGAUACGGAUAGUAGUGGGGUUUACAUAGGAGCAUUCCUGCGCAUAAAGAAGGAACUAGGGGCUGCGAUUGGGGAAGGGAUUGAACAGCAGUAUGGUCCAUGGUUGAGAGCUAAUUGGAAGCUUUCAGCAGGUGUAUCAUUGUCGGAGGGGGCUGCCAAAUCUCAGCUGCAUUGCCCAGCUUCAAAUCCUGAUCCUCAGCAGACUGGAGAUGAAAGUAAUUCUGGGCAGAUGGAGGUGGAGGACAAUGGGAUAGUAGCAGGUGUGGAUAUCCAGGUGAAGGAUAGUAGUGGGGAAGCUCGCCCUAAUAGGAGUGUCCUAAUGGAUUUGGGUCAGAGAAAAAACUGGAAAAAGAGGGCUCGUUCAAGUUCAGAUUCGGCUAGGCACCAGGUUAUGGACGUGGAUGGAUGCGAGCCCAAUGAUUGGAGCUCAAGAGGGCAAGAGACUGAGGGUACUGAGGAGUCACCUCCCAAGCGAGUUAAACGUGUGCAGGGAGAAGCGGAGGGCCCUAUUUUGCCAGUGGCUGCUGAGCAGCCUUGGCAACCUCCGCCAAGUUCCCAGUUUUUGGUGGUCUGGUGGUGUAUAUGUGUUUCACCAGCUUGUUUUGGUUUGUUUCUUGUCUCUGGUUGUUCAGGGCUGAUGAGUUUGAUGGUUGAUGGAUUUCCUGCUCCUGGAAGUUUGCCUCUGCUGAUGGUUUCAUUUUUGCUGGAUUCAUUUCUUGAUUGGGGACCGUUUUGCGUGGGUCGGUUCUUUUGCCUCGUGUGGGGGCUGGUUGGUUUCUGGUGGUCGUACAUGACCAUUGUAAUAGCUUCAGCUUCGGCUUAG
This is a messenger RNA of Fraxinus pennsylvanica, 1086 nucleotides long. The record is from the annotation of a GenBank genome assembly. Lineage: Eukaryota; Viridiplantae; Streptophyta; Magnoliopsida; Lamiales; Oleaceae.